AUGCUUAAGCUAGUCCUGGCCCCUUUUACAUACAACGAGGAAGAAUGCGCGUAUGUCCAGGCGCAAUGGUCCAAUUCUACAUUCCAGUCUCUCCAGCCGAUCGGGUAUGUUUAUCCAACAGAUGAUCCGUGUCUUCCGGUUGAAUUGAGCGCUGGGGAGAAGCCAGGGACUUGUACCUUUGGUCCGGCACCUGUGUAUACGAUCAAUGCGACGGAAGUGGACGAGCUAGUAGAGGGGAUGAAGUUUGCAAGGGAGAAUAAUAUUCGCUUUGCGGUGAGGAACACGGGUCAUGACCUCUUGGUGAAGUCGGAAGGCUACGGAGCACUGCAGGUCACGUCCUUCAACCAAGGUAUCGCACUGUUCCUGCAAUACGACGAAAUAUUCGGAUCAGGAAGCGGAUUGAUAUGGCUUGGCAUGCGCUUUCAAGAACUACAGACUCUCGGAGAGCCUGUGAAUUGGUGGAAGGUUCUGGGUGGGCUACUAGGAGUUGGGCUGGUGGGUGGUCCUGGGGCUGCAUUCACCGUUGGUUGGGGGGUGAGAGAGGAGUUGAUUGCUCAGAUUGCUUAA
Messenger RNA from Aspergillus affinis, 567 nucleotides. RefSeq names its product isoamyl alcohol oxidase. NCBI's taxonomy places the organism in Eukaryota, Fungi, Ascomycota, Eurotiomycetes, Eurotiales, Aspergillaceae. The record is from RefSeq and is a predicted model, not a curated record. Gene Ontology annotation, molecular function: flavin adenine dinucleotide binding. The transcript has 4 exons. The coding region runs from base 1 to 567 and encodes 188 amino acids.